AUGAAUUUUUUUUUCCAGAUCGAUUAUCCGGAGGGACAGACGAUACAGCAAAGUCGUCGUUUUAACAUGGAUCGGGGAGUCAACCUCGUCUUCGACGAGAAUUUCAGUCAAAACAGACCAGAAUUAUAUCAAAAGAGUAAUAGGAGCAGUCAUUCUUCCGAUACAAGUUCGGCAUACAGCGGCUCGGACACAAUGACUUCCGUACAAUCCUCACUCGAAGCAGACGAAGUUGAUUUGUCCGGAUUGGUAGAAUCCAUUGUCGACAGCGACGAGGAAGAUCUCGCCGAAAGCAUCGACAGUUUAACCGUUCGGGAUCACGUGAGAGAAUGUUUAGAAAAAGAUCCGUCCGAACGUACGGAUCAAGAUAUUGAAAUAUUACUCGAAUUAACGCAGCAUUUAAAAGCGUUCACGAACAUGACGUUAGCCGUUAGGAGAGCACUUUGUGCCGUCAUGGUUUUUGCCGUGGUGGAAAAAGCCAACACGGUCGUCAUGAACGACGGAGAAGAAUUGGAUUCGUGGAGCGUACUCAUAAACGGUCACGUCGAAGUCGAACAUUCGAACGGUGAACUCGAACAGCUCGGAUUGGGCGACAGUUUUGGAAUUUUACCCACGAUGGAAAAAUUAUAUCACAGAGGAGUCAUGAGAACGAAAUGCGACGAUUGUCAAUUCGUGUGCAUAACUCAAACGGACUACUAUAGAAUACAGCAUCAGGGAGAGGAAAACACGAGGAGACACGAGGAAAAUGGACGACUAGUCAUGGUUACUGAACAAAGAGGAGGAACGGAAGUGCCCUCGAGAAGAGGACACAUUGUUAUAAGGGGAACUCCCGAACGUUUGAUGCUUCAACUCGUGGAAGAAAAUUCAAUCGAUCCGACGUACGUGGAAGAUUUUUUAUUAACUCACAGGACUUUUAUUGACAGUUCGAUAGACGUCGCCCAACAAUUGUUGGAAUGGUUCGGAGAAUCAUCCGUGAGAGACCGAGUUACCAGAGUCGUUUUGCUAUGGGUCAACAAUCAUUUCACGGAUUUCGAAACGGAUCCGGCAAUGAUGGAAUUUUUAGAAACGUUCGAAGCGGGUUUAGAACGUGAAAAAAUGCAGGGACAGUUGAGACUAUUGAACAUUGCUUGCGCUGCAAAAGCUAGAAUACGAAACGUCACUCUGGCACGUCCGUGCAGGGAUCAAGCACUCAAUUUUAGUAUUUUAGGGGGUUACGAAAAGGGUUUUGCAAUAUUCAUAUCAAAAGUCGAAAAAAAAUCCAAAGCCGAACAAGUCGGAUUAAAACGUGGUGAUCAAAUAUUAGAAGUUAACGGUCAAAGUUUCGAACACGUGACGCACGUUCGAGCCAUGGAAAUACUACGUGGAACUACACACUUAAGCAUCACUGUCAAAUCUAAUCUAUUAGCUUUUAAGGAAAUGUUGUCGACUCCGGACAAUUCGCCAAGGCCGAGAGGUAGAAAAAUAUCGGAAAUAGCAAAAUUACAAACGGAUCCGAGAGCGAGACACUCGACGUCGGGAGAUCCCCGAGACGGUCAAAAUAACGGCGGGGAAACGACGACGACGACGACGUCGACGACUUUGGUGUCGGCGAGUCCGCUCAAAGACAAAACGCAUAAAAGUUUCAUGACGUUGGGACCCAAGAAACGAUUGCAAAAAGCAUUGAUGAAAAUGAACAUAUUACCAAAGAACACCAUCAAUGAAAGCGCUUCGGAUGAAAGCGUCGUAGAUUCUAGUUGUACUGAAACGACUUUAUAUCACAGUCAAAGCAAUCAGGAUUUGUAUAAUUUGUACGAUGAUAGAGCAGUUGAUUAUCCGGAACACGUACUCAAAGUUUAUAAGCCCGAUCAAACUUGUAAAUAUUUAUUAGUGCAUAAGGAAACGACUGCUCACGAAGUCGUCAUGCUUGCCCUUCAAGAAUUCGGUAUAACGGAUCCAAGUUCGAGAUUUUCGCUGUGCGAAGUUUCCGUCGCCGAGGGUGGCAUAAUAAAACAGAGAAGGCUUCCCGAUCAAUUACAAAAUUUAGCCGAAAGAAUCGGUUUGAGUAGUAGGUAUUAUUUGAAAACGAACGGAGUGUCGGAAACGUUGGUCGCGGAUGAAAUGGCUCCGGAAUUAAUACGGGAAUCCCACGUUCAUUUUUUACAACUCAACGCCAUAGAAGUUGCGAUACAGUUGACGCUCCAGGAUUUUUCGAUAUUUCGACAAAUCGAAAGCACGGAAUAUGUCGACGAUUUGUUUCAAUUGAAAAGCAGAUACGGUGUGCCCAUGUUGACGCAAUUUGCCGAGCUCGUAAAUCGUGAAAUGUUUUGGGUCGUGACGGAAGUUUGUUCGGAGAGUAACAUAAUGAGACGAUCGAAGAUAAUAAAACAAUUCAUAAAAGUUGCGAGACAGUGCAAGGAGUGUAAAAAUUUCAAUUCCAUGUUUGCUAUAGUCUCGGGACUCGGUCACCGAGCCGUGACACGAUUGAGGGGAUCCUGGGAAAAACUUCCGUCGAAAUAUCAGAGGUUGUUUAGCGAUUUGCAAGAUUUGAUGGAUCCCUCGAGAAACAUGAGCAAAUAUCGUCAACUUAUAAGUUCGGAAGUGUCUCAGCCCCCCAUUAUUCCAUUUUAUCCGGUCGUUAAAAAAGAUUUGACUUUUAUACAUUUGGGAAACGAUUCACGGGUCGAGGGUUUGAUUAAUUUCGAAAAGUUGAGAAUGAUUGCCAAAGAAGUUCGGCAAUUGACGAAUAUGUGUUCAUCGCCAUAUGAUUUGUUAACCAUGUUGGAAUUAGGUGGUCAACCUCCUUCCAGCGCUAUGUUUGCACUCAAUCAAAUGACGACGGGUUCGGGUCCUCCGCAAGCGAAUUCGGCGACGGUUAAAAGAAGGAAAAAAUCGACAGCAGCUCCCAAUCCGAAGAAAAUGUUCGAAGAGGCUCAAAUGGUUAGAAGAGUCAAAGCUUAUUUGAACAACAUGAAGGUAACGACGGACGAAGAAAAACUUCAUCAGCUGUCGCUCGAAUGCGAACCUGCGGGUAGCGCACCGAAUUCGGCACCCGUGAGAAAGAGACAUCCUAGUCCGACACUUUCGACGACGAGUUCGGCGAGUAGUACAAGCGAAGGGAAAAAAGGAGUGCCCAAGUUUGGAACCGCGUCGCCGCAGGCUGUCAGAAAAAUGUUAGCUUUAAGUGAAUCGAACAAAACGAGACCUCACUGUCCUCGUCAUCCAGUUCCGCAAAUUCCGCUCUCCGGUUUGGCACUACAUCAUCCGACACUAUCACCGAGUCCCAGUCCGAGUUCACACAGGAGAAUGGGCUCCGUCGUCGUAGGUAAGAUGACAGCGGGGAAAUGUAGAAAAAAAAAAAAAAAUUUCGAUUCAGACUAA
Molecule: messenger RNA, 3354 nt
Organism: Pediculus humanus corporis (human body louse)
Lineage: Eukaryota; Metazoa; Arthropoda; Insecta; Psocodea; Pediculidae
Product: pdz domain containing guanine nucleotide exchange factor, pdz-gef, putative
Exons: 15
Coding region: 1-3354 (1117 amino acids)
Biological process (GO): positive regulation of GTPase activity; Ras protein signal transduction
Cellular component (GO): apical plasma membrane; plasma membrane
Molecular function (GO): guanyl-nucleotide exchange factor activity; protein binding
Source: RefSeq, a predicted model, not a curated record